GAAGGGCAGAGCCCGCGCACCCUGGCGGGACGCGGACUCAGGACAGGCCGCGGGCGAGCCGACCUUACCUCUACCAGCGAAGCUCCUGGCGGCCGGAAAUGGACGGUUCUAAGAAUCCGGAAGCCGCGUCCCGUACGAGUCACGUGAAGUUUGAUCAGGAAAAGUCCCUUGGGCGGUCCAUAGAGUCCAGCUCUUCUGACAGUAAGGAUGGCAGCCUGUUGGGGGCGAAGCCUCAGACCGAGAACAUGGAAACAGAGAAGAUGGAUUCGGAGUCGGAGUCCAGAUCGGAGGAAGAAGAGAAGGAGAGGCAGGCCCUAUUGGAUAAGAUAAAGGCGGAGACACCCAAGGUGGAGACACCUAAGCCGAAGGACCGCCCUGGCUUGCAGAUAAAGCUAUCAUCGGCACAGAAGAUCUUGAAGAGCUGGACAGCAAAAAAAAAAAGAGGACUGUACCAGCUCACCGUAGACAUCAUCAUGAUGAGUCGGGUGUGUAAGAUGUUCCGUCAAGGCCUCAGGGGAUUCCGGGAAUAUCAGAUCAUUGAGCCUGUUCAGAAGAAGCAUCCCAUCUUCUCCUUCUGGGAUAAAAAGAAGCAAGGCCGCAUCUCAUUUGAUACCCAGGACUUUGCUGCAGAGGAGGGUCACUUCCCUCCUCGGGCCAUUUCUAUCACACAUAAGAAGCCAUCCUGGAGGACAAACCAGGAGAUCCAAGACCUCUGCAAUAUUCUUAAAGCUCUAGAUUGCUACCGCAACUAUACAGAGUCGCUACAGCUCCUCCUGGCCAAGGUCAUGCGCUUUGAAAGGUUUGGCCGCCGGCGUGUAAUCGUCAAGAAGGGGCAGAGGGGCAACAGCUUCUAUUUCAUCUACCUGGGCACGGUGGCGGUGACGGAGGACGAGGACGGCAGCAGUGCGUUCCUGGACCCUCACCCCACGCUGCUGUACAGGGGCGGCUGCUUCGGGGAAAUGGGCCUUCUGAGCACCGCAGUAAGGAGGGCCACUGUGGUCUGCAUGGAGGAGACAGAGUUCCUGGUGGUGGACAGAGAGGAUUUCCUUGCAAAUAAGCUGGGUGAUGAAGUGCAGAAGGAAACUCAGUAUCGGUACAACUAUUUUAGGAAGUUGGAUAUGUUCCAAUCUUGGUCUGAAGAGAAGCUCUGGAAGCUGGUGGCCUUGGGGAGGAUAGAGAAGUUCUCACAUGGACAGCUGGUGUCUAAAGACAUUACAAAUUCGGCAUUUGUCACAUUUAUCUGCAAGGGCAGCUGUGAAAUCCUGCGAAUGGUAGACCUGGGAGCCUGCCGUGCCUAUUACAAGUGGGUCUGGCAACAACUGGAGCUGUUGGACCACAAGCCUCUGAGGGUUCAUGACAAUGAAAUAUCUCCAAGGGAGAGAUUUAAGGAAUUCCAGAUCAAAUCAUAUCCUCUACAAGACUUCACUUAUUUGAAACUUCUGCGUCUCCAGAAAACCAGAGAGCAACAGGGAAUAACCUUCCACAGGAAGAUCAACAACACAGAAAAUAGUCUCCCCAAGUUGCUGGGCCCAAAGAUCAAAUCCAGGUAUGGUCAUUCAGUCAAAUGUCCCAUGGUCAACACCAAGUUUGGUGAACUCCCCAAGGAGGCUAUAGUGGGGGUCUUCAUGAAGGUCCACAAGACAGAGGAUGGAGAUGUUGUGGGCCUUCACCAGGCCUUUCUCCCAGAAAAUCAGCGAGAACCUCGGUCCUUCAUCCUUCUGAGCUUGGGAUCAGAGUUGAUACGAGUAAGAAAAGAGAAGUUUUAUGACAUGGUUGACGAGGAGACGAAAGCGAAGAUAAUAAAGAUGGACGUGGACUAUCCCAGUGAUGAAGACCUGUGUCAGAGUUUCCUGGAGGAAAACGACUGGACAAUCUUUCGGAAGGAUCUCCUGCGGUUACUGGUGGAGCCCCUCAACCGGCAGCCGUUCAUCCCAGUCCAGACCAAGAAGAAAGAGAUCUACGACCCUAAGGCUUUGUUCCUGGAUUUGUGUAGCCUCGAAAAGAAGGUGAAACAGCGCCAUCCUGUUUUUCUGGCGCCCCAGAAAUACCUGCCCCCCUUGAAGAUCGUCCAAGCCAUCUCAGCACCCCGGCACAAAAUCCGAGAACUCCUGCCUCAGUAUAAAAACGCAGGGGUCCUUGUUUAGAAUAAAUAAAGUCUUUCGGAUUAGC
Molecule: messenger RNA, 2169 nt
Organism: Grammomys surdaster
Lineage: Eukaryota; Metazoa; Chordata; Mammalia; Rodentia; Muridae
Gene: Cnbd2
Product: cyclic nucleotide binding domain containing 2
Exons: 13
Coding region: 99-2144 (681 amino acids)
Biological process (GO): spermatogenesis
Molecular function (GO): cAMP binding
Source: RefSeq, a predicted model, not a curated record